Messenger RNA from Gavia stellata (red-throated loon), 596 nucleotides. RefSeq names its product dynein light chain 1, cytoplasmic. Bases 69 to 338 code for a protein of 89 amino acids. Gene Ontology annotation, molecular function: dynein light intermediate chain binding; dynein intermediate chain binding. The transcript has 3 exons. Gene Ontology annotation, biological process: microtubule-based process; cilium assembly. Gene Ontology annotation, cellular component: cytoplasmic dynein complex. Lineage: Eukaryota; Metazoa; Chordata; Aves; Gaviiformes; Gaviidae. The record is from RefSeq and is a predicted model, not a curated record.
CUAAGCAGUCCGCACAGCCGCGCUGUUCCGCUACAGGGACGGUCCGCAGCGCCCGCCGAACGGCAAUCAUGAGUGAUCGAAAGGCAGUGAUCAAGAAUGCGGACAUGUCAGAAGAGAUGCAGCAAGACUCUGUGGAGUGUGCUACUCAGGCCUUGGAGAAGUACAACAUUGAGAAGGACAUUGCUGCUCACAUAAAGAAGGAGUUUGACAAGAAAUACAAUCCCACUUGGCACUGCAUCGUGGGAAGGAACUUUGGCAGCUACGUGACUCAUGAGACCAAGCACUUCAUCUACUUCUACCUCGGCCAAGUCGCUAUUCUUCUUUUCAAGUCUGGUUAGAACCAUGGACUGUCACUGAAACUUGCACCUGGUUACAGGACUGCACACUAACAACUCCAAACAGCCUCCUACCUUCAGCCUUCCUGAGGAAACAGACCUUGAUCUUCAGGGCUUUUGUUGUAUUAUUAAUGGUCAGGGAUUUUGCUGUAGCAGCUGGUAUUUUCAUUGUGGCUAUAAAAAAGGCAAAAGUGUCUUCCUUGUAUUUAUUUUCUUUCAAAAGAUGGCUUCUUUGCUAAUAAAAUUGUUGGAACAAGUUUA